AUGCCUCUGGGAAAGCAAAAUCGCCAGUGUUGUCCGAACCUAUGUCUAGGUAAUGAUCGUCUUCGACGAGGGGAAGAACAAAUUCUCCAAGGACAUGCACGCCCUCCUGGCGAACAGGCGGACAGGCUGAUUGAUCUUGUCGACUUCAAUGCCCGUGUGGGGACAGACUGCACUGUCUGGAAGGGGGUGCUGGUUUCCCAUGGAGUCAGGGAUCGCAGCGAUGACAGCUUCCUCCUGCGAAUCGACACAGACCACCCUUUCCUCCCAACCAAUACCUCCCGUCUCCUUGUGUGUGAGGAGGCCACCUGGGUGCACCAGUUGUCACGGCGCUGGCAGCUGCUGGACUACGUUCUCGUCCGGAGACGAGAUCGGGAAGGCAUGCUGGUGACCAAGGCGACCCGCGACGCCGACGGCUGGACCGAUUACCGCCUCGCCAUAUUUAGAACGAAGCUCCGUAUGCAACUUCGCAGGGGAUCACAUGAUAAGCGAACGGAAGGCAAGUUAAAUAUUGUUCUAACGAAUGUGCCUACUCAUUACUUCUACUUGGGCAGUCGAUUGACUUAG
Messenger RNA from Spirometra erinaceieuropaei, 564 nucleotides. Lineage: Eukaryota; Metazoa; Platyhelminthes; Cestoda; Diphyllobothriidea; Diphyllobothriidae. The record is from the annotation of a GenBank genome assembly.